This is a messenger RNA of Alligator mississippiensis (American alligator), 3050 nucleotides long. RefSeq names its product solute carrier family 9 member A4 (gene SLC9A4). The record is from RefSeq and is a predicted model, not a curated record. The transcript has 12 exons. Bases 446 to 2845 code for a protein of 799 amino acids. NCBI's taxonomy places the organism in Eukaryota, Metazoa, Chordata, Crocodylia, Alligatoridae. Gene Ontology annotation, molecular function: sodium:proton antiporter activity. Gene Ontology annotation, cellular component: membrane. Gene Ontology annotation, biological process: proton transmembrane transport; regulation of pH; sodium ion transport.
UGCAGGAGGGAGCAAGGCAGGCCAGGACAAAGAGGUGUGGAACAGGUAGUUCUACCUGUUCAGCAUGCUGGGAAAUGCACCCUCUGAUUCUUUUUAGUCUUGUGACAUUUCUUAAGGGUCUCCUGUCAACUUUUAUCUACUCUUCUCUGUAGAAACAAAAGCAAGGACUCUUUUAGAUGGAAAGAGACUUUAUUUCUAAACAGUGGGAGGCUGCUGAGAGAUUUUAUUUGUAUGUAAGGAGCCUGAAAAUACCUGUGUCUUCAUCUAAACUCCUGAUCCUUCUGCAAUUCAAAAUAGAAAGGCACAGGGAUAUUGGGAUUUUUAAAAUGAUAAGCAAUUUUGUGGCGAAAUCCUGAAGAUUUUGUCACUGCAAGCUGAAAAUACCACGUGCAUCCACGUAUACAGUAGAUGCUACAUAUAAUAAAAGAAAAAUUCAACCCUGACUAUGGGCACUCAUGUGCUAAUACGUCAGAAUCUUGUGAUCUGGUUACUAUUGAUAUUGACUCUGAAGUGUCCCUUUGCUGCUCCAUUUUUGGAUUUAGCCAAAAUGAGCAGUGUCUCAACUCCACACUACGAACCCGAAGAGGCCGAGGACUCUUUGAGGGAUGAGCGACUGCAUGUUUUUAAAAUGAAUUAUUACUACGUGCAGAUUCCCUGUGAAGUGACUCUUUGGAUACUCCUUGCCUCCCUUGCAAAAAUAGGUUUCCAUCUCUACCACCGACUACCCAGGCUCAUGCCAGAAAGCUGCCUCCAGAUUGCUGUUGGGGUAUUGGUUGGAGCAAUCAUUUUUGGCACUGAUCACAAAUCCCCACCAGUUAUGAAUACAAACAUUUACUUCCUAUAUCUCCUCCCACCAAUUGUCCUGAAGGAAGGCUAUUUUAUGCCAACUCGCCCUUUUUUUGAAAAUAUUGGGUCCAUUCUGUGGUGGUCUGUGCUGGGCGCCCUCCUGAAUGCAUUUGGGAUUGGUCUCUCUCUCUAUGCGAUCUGUCAGAUCGAAGCUUUUGGUCUUACUGAUGUUGACCUGCUGCAGAAUUUGCUCUUUGGUAGCAUGAUUUCAGCUGUGGAUCCCGUGGCUGCACUGGCUGUUUUUGAAGAGGCAUCGGUUAAUGAGCAGCUUUACAUGAUGAUCUUUGGAGAGUCACUGCUCAAUGAUGGAAUAACUGUGGUGUUAUAUAAUAUAUUCAUCGCCUUCUCCCAGAUGCAUAGAUAUGAAGAGAUUGAACCAGUUGAUGUUCUUGCUGGGUUUGCUCGCUUCUUUGUGGUUGGGCUAGGUGGAGUACUAUUUGGCAUCGUGUUUGGAUUUGUUUCAGCAUUCAUGACUCGAUUUACACAGAACAUAUCUUCAAUAGAGCCUUUGCUGGUCUUCAUGUUCAGCUAUUUAUCCUACUUGUCUGCUGAAACUCUUUACAUCUCAGGAAUUUUGGCGAUGACGGCAUGUGCAGUGACUAUGAAAAAGUAUGUGGAAGAAAAUGUUUCCCAGAAUUCCUACACAACCAUCAAGUAUUUCAUGAAGAUGUUGAGCAGUGUCAGCGAGACCCUGAUUUUUGUGUUUAUGGGAGUUUCUACAGUUGGAAAGAACCACGAGUGGAACUGGGCCUUUGUGUCCUUCACUCUGCUCUUCUGUCUGGUCUGGCGGGCUAUAAGUGUGUUUGCUCUCUUCUACAUCAGUAACAAGUUCCGGACUUACCCCUUCACUGUUAAAGACCAGCUCAUUAUUUCCUACAGUGGUCUUCGUGGAGCCAGUAGUUUCUCGCUUGCAUUUUUGCUUCAUGCAUCUCUCUUCCCUAGGAAAAAAAUGUUCAUUACUGCUACCCUCGUAGUUAUCUAUUUUACUGUGUUCAUCCAGGGAAUAACAAUUGGCCCAUUAGUCAAGUAUCUAGAUGUUAAGAAGACCAAUAAAAAGGAGUCUAUCAAUGAAGAGGUGCAUAUGCGAUUGAUGGACCAUUUGAAGGUUGGUAUUGAAGAUAUAUGUGGCCACUGGGGUCAUUAUCAAUUGAGAGAUAAAUUUAAAAAGUUUGACAAUAAGUAUCUAAAGAAAAUCUUAAUCCGGAAGAACCAGCCCAAAUCCAGCAUUGUGUCUCUGUACAAGAAACUGGAAAUAAGACAGGCCAUUGAAAUGGCAGAGAGUGGAAUGAUAAGUUCAGCUGGAUCCACAGCUUCUUUUCAGAGCAACAGAAAUCGGAGAGUGCAUAGGCCUUCCCCUGAAGAGGUGGAGUCCAUGCGGGAUAUGCUUGCACAUAAUCUGUACCAAGUGAGACAAAGGGCACCAUCCUAUAACAGAUACACUCUGGCAACUGAAACAAGUGAGAAACAGGCCAAAGAAAUCCUCAUCCAUCGCCAGAACAGCCUACGGCAGAGCUUAAGGAAAGGACACAGCCUACCUUGGGGGAGACCAGUACCUGCUAGCACCAAACAUUUGCAUUACUUUUCUUUACCACAUGGCUCCAGUCAUCCAGUUAGACGAAAAACAAGAAGUGAUGUCUUUACAGGUGAUUAUGGCAGUGACUCUGAUCAUGUGGUCUCUGCCAUGUUCAGUUCCCAGCGCCGAUUGAGGUCACUUGAGUCAAAGCAACAGCAUAAGGAAAUAAUUCCCAUGGCACAGUUAAACAGAAGAGCUGAACCAUCAGACUUUACGGCUCAAACAGGAAGUUCAAGCAAGUUGGAUCAAUCAGCCACAAUAAGAAGACCAGCUUUAAUGCCAAAACCCCAGUUUGGUACAGCAGUAAUGCGGCGAUAUGAGUCAGAUGAGGAGGAGGAAGCAGCAGCAGCAGCAUCAAGACAAUCAGUCAAAAGGGCAACAGAGAAGAGAGAUAUACAUUUCCACAAAGCCCAACGGCGAAAGUAAAGAAGUUCUCAUCAGAACUGUAAUUGCAGUUUUCAUCUUGGGACUUUUGAACUAGAUCUGAUACAAGCACUGAAGGAAGAUACUAAGAAGUUCUAAGCAGGUUGAAGUGCUUGAGUACUCUGAUCAAAACUGUUUUCCUGAAACACUGAAAUAGUAGAAUGGUAGCUCUUAACUUAAUUUACAAUAAAUAUAUAGAUGCAUGUAA